Molecule: messenger RNA, 817 nt
Organism: Agrilus planipennis (emerald ash borer)
Lineage: Eukaryota; Metazoa; Arthropoda; Insecta; Coleoptera; Buprestidae
Product: multifunctional methyltransferase subunit TRM112-like protein
Exons: 2
Coding region: 168-542 (124 amino acids)
Biological process (GO): rRNA (guanine-N7)-methylation; tRNA methylation; peptidyl-glutamine methylation
Molecular function (GO): protein heterodimerization activity
Source: RefSeq, a predicted model, not a curated record
GAUAAAUGUUGUAUUUUUAACUAAUGUAACCUAUUAUCUAUGAAUAUAACCUUUAAUUUUUGAAUAACGAAUAAGUGGAAUGGUUAAUAAUUAUUUAAGAAAAACGCACUUAAGUUUGCAUUUGUAGAUUAACUGGCGUUUAAAUAAAAAGGAGUGCAGUUUGCAAUAUGAAACUGUUAACUCACAACAUGCUAACCUCAAAAUGCAUGAAAGGGGUCACUGUUGGAUAUCCUUUAAAAAUAAAUGCAUUUGAUGUGAAAGUAUCAGAGGUAGAUUUUAAUCCUGAAUUUGUGUCUCGAAUAAUCCCUAAACUGGAUUGGAAUGUUUUGUACAAUGCAGCAGAAAGUAUUGGGCAGGUUGAAGAUAUGCCUAAAAGCAUAGUUGACGAUUACGAGAACAAUACAGAUUUUCUCAAGAAAGUUCAUAGAGUUUUACUGGAAGUUGAAGUAAUUAAUGGAGAGCUAGUUUGUCCAGAGACAGGAAGAAAAUUUCCUAUUAGUAAUGGGAUUCCAAACAUGCUUUUAAAUGAAGAUGAAGUAUAGAAUUAGUCUAAAUAAGGUUUCUUUUUUAUGAUCCAUAUUGCACAUUAUAUCCAUUACUUUUCUUUCUGUUAUAGUUGUUAAGUUACUAUCAACACUAAAUGAUAAAAUAAAGUAAAGAAGUAGAUGAUAUAAAAAGUUGUUUAUUUAACCCAUAGUUGUAAAAACACUUAUCAAAAGUUACAAAAAAGGUAAAAUACAUAAAUAUCUAAAAUGGACGGAUUGUAGAUAAAAUUAUACAUCUUCAAACUUGGAAAACAAAAAUUAAUAAACACAAA